Molecule: messenger RNA, 1335 nt
Organism: Colletotrichum truncatum
Lineage: Eukaryota; Fungi; Ascomycota; Sordariomycetes; Glomerellales; Glomerellaceae
Product: phosphatidyl synthase
Biological process (GO): glycerophospholipid biosynthetic process
Cellular component (GO): mitochondrion
Source: RefSeq, a predicted model, not a curated record
AUGGCUCCCAAACACCGAGCUUCAUCCACCGGCAGCUUCAUCGAGAGCAUUGUCGCUGCUCGUAAGGAGCUGGACAACUUGGCUCUCAGCAGUCCCGAAUCGUCUCUGGAUGGUUCUGCUGGCGGCUCUGCGGGAACAUCGGCCCUCGGCAGUCCAGUUGGUGCCCUUUCACCGGUCACACCAACAGUAGACGCCCCUGUUGCCGAUAGCUUUGCCUUCGCCUUUGAUAUUGACGGCGUCCUCAUUCGAGGUGGCCGUGCCAUCCCAGAAGCUGUUGAGGCCAUGAAGGUACUGAACGGCGACAACGAAUAUGGCAUUCAGAUUCCCUACAUCUUUCUCACCAACGGCGGUGGCAAGACAGAGGAGGAAAGAUGUCGCGAUCUGUCGAAGCAGAUGGAAAUCGACAUCUCGCCUGCGCAGUUCAUCUGUGGCCACACCCCCAUGAGAGAGAUGGCUGAGCGUUUCAACACUGUGCUUGUCGUUGGCGGCGAGGGCGAGAAAUGCCGCCAGGUCGCCGAGGGCUACGGCUUCAAAGAUGUCAUCACCCCUGGUGAUAUUAUCAAGCACAACUCUGCGACUACUCCCUUCCGUAAACUCACUCAGGAUGAGUACAUCAACUCUCGAGAAAGAGAUUUCACAGAUGUCACCAUUGAGGCUAUUUUUGUCUUCGCCGAUUCCCGCGACUGGGCUGGCGAUAUCCAAAUCAUGCUUGAUCUCGCAAUGUCCAAGGGCGGCCGUCUCGGCACCUUGAGCGAGACCAUGGAUGAGGGGCCACCCAUCUACUUCUCCCACAACGACGUUGUCUGGUCAGCCGCUCACGACAACGUGCGUCUCGGCAUGGGAGCUCUUCGACGCAUGCUUGAGGUUGUUUUCAGGGACGUGACGAAGAAGAAGGGAAAGUUGCACACCCACGCCUUUGGCAAGCCUCAAGUUAGCACCUUUGAGUUCGCAACAAGGUUGUUGCAGCAGUGGAGACGCCAGCAGCACGGCCUCGAUGCCCCUCCUGACACUGUCUACUUCGUCGGUGAUACGCCAGAAAGCGAUAUUCGUGGCACCAAUGCCUACGACGAGCAUGCCGACAAUGAGUGGCACAGUAUCCUUGUUAAGACUGGAGUCUACCAGGACGGUACGGAACCGGCGUAUAAACCCAAGGUGAUUGUGCCUACGGUGCUGGAUGCUGUCCGCUACGGCAUCCAGCGCGAGAUCCGCAAGAGAGUCGUCUCGUCUCUCAGGAAAGAUGUGCUUGGCGAAGAGGCAUGUCUGGAGGCCCUCCAGCAAAAGGACAGCGCGGUUCUAACUCCUCUCGAGGAGCGUAGCCAGCCAAUCCUGGGAUGA